AUGGACCUGGACCUCGAUACCGAGGACUACACGAUCGGUUGGAUAUGUGCUCUACCUCUAGAACUCGAAGCCGCAACAGCAGUCUUGGAUAAAAUCCAUCCGGAACUACCGAUCCCAGAUAAAAACGAUACCAACAGUUAUAAAUUCGGACAAAUCGGUUCAUAUAAUAUCGUUUUAGCAUGCCUCCCAUCUGGAUCUAUGGGAACCACAUCCGCGGCUGUUGUCGUAGCCAACAUGCACCGCAGUUUUCCAUCUGUGGAAAAUUGUUUAAUGGUUGGAAUCGGAGGUGGUGCUCCACUAUUACCACAGAAUGAUAUUAGGUUGGGCGACGUCGUGGUGGGUAUCCCUAAGGGGAACUAUGGAGGGGUACUGCCUUAUCUCUUUGGGAAAACUAUGCAAGAGAGCAAGUUUGUCCAAACUGGAAGAUACCUGAACGGCCCACCGACACUUUUCCUCAACGCGAUAUCUAAACUACGUUCGGAACAGGACAGCGGGAUCCACACUAUUCUUGCCGAUGCUCUAUCGAAAGAAUCCGUCUCUGGAAAGUUCGCUCGACCUGGGGUUGACCAUCUGUACGAGAUGGACUAUGACCACCUGGAUGAAACUAAAUCUUGUUCUGAUUGCGAUAGCAGCAAGUUAGUCACUAGGCCAGUUCGAGAGGGACGCGAGCACCAGCUUUAUAUUCACUAUGGGCUUAUUGCAUCUGGCGACCAGGUUAUGAGGCAUGGAAAGACCCGAGAUAAGCUCAGUCGAGAGCAAGAUGUUUUAUGCUUCGAAAUGGAGGCUGAAGGAAUUGUCAAUACCUUACCUUUCUUAGUGAUCCGAGGCAUCUGCGAUUAUUCUGAUAGCCAUAAGAAUAAGAUUUGGCAACCUUAUGCCGCUCUAGUUGCUGCGGCCUUUGCGAAGGCCCUUAUUCUUUGUUUACCAGUAAGAGACUCGAACGAAGGUGGUAGAUCCUCGAAAAUACGAAUCUCACUGCCUGUCGCUAGAGGUGCUACCUUUGGGUCGUUUGGAACUGAAGGCGAGCCAAUGUGCUUGAACCACACAAGAGAGAAUCUUCUCCGAGUAAUAACCGAUUGGGCGACUACUUCUGAUAUCCAAACUACUAAACAGAUAUUCUGGCUAUCUGGUGGAGCUGGAACUGGAAAGUCAACAAUUGCCAGAACGGUUGCGAAGUUCCUCAAAGAUGAAGCUUUACUUGGUGGUAGCUUCUUCUUCAGACGGGGUACCGAAGACUGUUCAAAAGCUGAAAGAUUCAUUACAACACUAGCAGCUGAUCUUAGAUUUCAUGUCCGUGGUGUUAAUGCUGGGAUUUCAAAAGCUCUCGGGAAAGACCCUCGGAUCACUGAGAAAAAUCUGGGCGAACAAUUUGAAGAGCUUAUCCAGAAACCAUUAAUGGAAGCGAAACCUAUUCGACGCACUACUCUAGUAAUUGAUGCACUAGAUGAAUGCGAGAAUGAAAACCACGUUUUGGCUAUAGUACGAUUUCUCGCCUUACUCACAGAUAUAGACAACAGUAUAACCGUUUUCAUUACCAGCAGGGGAGAAACGUUUAUAAACGACAUCUUCAAAGCAUUACCGCAAGUUGUGCAAAAGCGAGUCUUGCAUGAUAUUGAGGAACUAGAAAUUGAAAGCGACAUAAGGGUUUUCUUCCAACAUGAGCUAGCUACGAUACGAGCAAAAGGAGGACUUGCUGAAGAUUGGCCAACCAGUACGGGGAUCGAAAGUUUAGUCAAAAUUGCGUCUCCGUUGUUUAUUGUCGCUGCAAAUAUCUGCCGCUUUCUCGACGAUCGGAGGUUCCGUCCCGAUGUCCAGUUAUCUAAUCUUCUAGGAUGCGAAUCAGGGCCCAUAAUAAUAGAAGCCAAUGCCGAUAAAUCACUUCAAUGGACAUAUCGCCACAUUCUAACGCAGUCUCUAGCGGGGACAACAAGAUUUCAAAGAGCCACAAUCAUCCGAGAAUUCAAAGAAAUUAUCGGGAUAAUAGUUCUUCUCGAGCAGCCACUCUCACUGCCAUGCCUCUCGAGGCUUAUUUCCAUGGAUGAAAAAGAUGUGGAAACGAGAUUAGAAGGGUUUCACUCCGUCCUCAAUAUUCCAACUGAUCUAGAUGGCCCAAUAAGCACACUUCAUUUGUCAUUCCGAGAGUUUCUACUUGAUGUGGAUAUGAAGGCAAAUAACCCUUUUUGGCUAGAUGAACGUGAAAUACACCGGAACAUCGCUCAAUACUGCAUCAAGCUUAUGAGAGAUCGUCUCAAAAAAAAUAUUUGCGGGCUCAGGUCUCCAGGAAUCUUUCGUAAUGAGAUUUCUUCUAGUUCCAUUAGUCAGACUCUGACGGCGGAUAUCGCGUAUGCCUGCCGCUACUGGGUGACGCAUCUCGUAAAGGCCCGAGACGAACUGAAGGAUGAAGACGAGAUUCACCAAUUUCUACAAAAUUACUGUUUAGAGUGGCUUGAGGCAACGGCUUUGAUGGAUUUAUACUCAAACAAUAUAUACGCCAUCGCGGCACUCAAGUCAAUCUUGUCGGCCCCGUUGCAGGUUUACCAUUCAGCAUUAUUAUGGUCACCGGCCGAAAGCCUGAUGAGGAAGCGGUUCUUUGGAACGCAUUUGAGAUGGGUAAAAAUCGCACCGAAUGUCAGUCAGAACUGGGAGUCUUGGACGCACAUAUUCGAGGAUGGGAAGAAUGCAAGCAUCAUCAAGUUCUCUCAUGAUAGUCAAUCUAUUGCGACGUAUACGUACUCGCCGAAAUGCAUCACUAUCCGGGAUUGCACCUCUGGUGCGUUGAGGCAGAAAAUCAACUUGGAUAGGUAUUGGGGCGAGGGCGUUCAUGCAAUGGAGUUCUUGCCUGAUGGCCGAAGUUUAGUUCUUAUCAUCGGUCAAAGGGUUGAUAUAUUGGAUCUUGCCUCAGGAAAAUUUUUGGGUGGGUUCGAUAUAAUAGAAAACCAAACCCUACAGUCGCGCCAAAACCCUCACGCACCCUGGCCUCAAAGCUCUCGAAGAGAGCACAUUUUUCGAUUAUCGCUGGAUGGCCGUUUUGCAGUAGUGGUAGAGGGCAGUGGUGUGGUCAAGAUGUGGUCAAUAGACUCACGGAAAGUGGUGCAGUCCUUCGAGUUUCCCGUCUUCGGAGUCGCAGGCUUAAGCUUAGAGAUCUCACCCAAUCUGGAAUAUAUAGCAGUCUUGAGUUAUCCGAGCGUCUUAUACCUGCAAAACACUCGAUAUGGUUCUUUUUUUAAAAACAGGCAAGUAGUUUUCAUAGUCGAACGCCCAGGGAUGAAAUUCUCACCCGACAGCCGUUAUUUAGUUUAUGUCACAAAGAGGGUUAAGGAUAGCACUACCACCUACCUAGUGGUCUCUCAUCGACUUGAUAGCAAGCUCGGCUUACAGGAACAGAGAGCAUAUACUAUCAAAACAAAGUUUGACCCAGCGGCGUUGGAGUUCGUAUCAAAUGAAAAAAUUGCGCUCUCGGGUUGGGAAAACGGGUCUAUUGAGAUCUGGGAUCUUCACACCGGCGCAAUGGUCAAUAGACUUUUCGCUCAUCGGGGUGAGGAGAUCUCCUUAAUCGCAGCAUCGCCAAACUACAGACUAUGGGCAACGUCUGGGGACCAAACCGGAGUACGGCUGUGGAAUAUCUUGCCACAGGAACUCGGCGCCUCAGAUGUCAAAGUCGCCUCUAGUACAGAUCAAUUUGAAGAUUCUGAUCCUGAUUUACAUAGAAACUUUGAUUCUGUUUUGGAUCAAAAUUUGGAUCAAAACUCCGGCAUGUUUCAGGGAUCUCCAUGGUCAGACUCUCGGAUGAUAUUUUACGAUUUGGCGUCCGGGAGAGCUGUUCUGCGGCCUAGACCAGAUUUUCCCGAAAGCUUUGUCUUCAAUUUUGUAGGACACAGUGUGGGGCUACCCAGGGGGUGUUUUUCUCCUGACGGCAAGAUAUUUGUUAGUGCGGAACCAUAUUUACUUUUGGGCUCGGACACCAGAAACCAACGAAUCUCAAUAUUUGACGCGGAAAAUUCCAACGGAGAACCAGUCCGUGAAUUUAUAGUCUAUAUGAAAAUUGUGGGGGCCCUCCGAGGGGUUUCCUGCUCAUGUGAAGGAGACCUACUAGCAGUUCACUUUGGCCUCGAUGCAGAUAUCAAAGUUGGUACGCACAUAUGGAAGACUGGUAGCUGGGAAGAAGUUAAAGUUAUCGACGAACCCGAACCUAUCCCACAGCUAAUCCCUAAGACAACAUAUUCUUCAAAUGCCGAAAGCAAAACAUCUCGCACGAUACAAACUGAAUUGGGGCCGGUCUCCUUCAACAUGUUGACCUCUGCAAAUAGCUAUGAUGUAUGUGCCGAUGACCCUCGAUGCGAACUAGAUCUAGAUGGUGGGUGGAUAAUUCGGAGACAAACAAAGGACAAAGUUUUAUGGCUACCAGAGGAUAUUUAUCCGAUGUUCACGAGGGAAAAAGACUAUGGGUCAAAUAAUUUAAAAUCGAUUCGCACAAUGAUGUGGAAAUCGUCGUUCGCCUACUUUAUACACAAUCGGCUACAGUUGUUAGAGUUGGAUUUUGAAAAAUAUGAAGCUGAUAAUAAAAUUGCACUAGAAGCUACUAUAAAAUGA
This is a messenger RNA of Orbilia oligospora ATCC 24927, 4590 nucleotides long. RefSeq lists its product as uncharacterized. Gene Ontology annotation, molecular function: catalytic activity; protein binding. NCBI's taxonomy places the organism in Eukaryota, Fungi, Ascomycota, Orbiliomycetes, Orbiliales, Orbiliaceae. The transcript is spliced from 5 exons. The record is from RefSeq and is a predicted model, not a curated record. Bases 1 to 4590 code for a protein of 1529 amino acids. Gene Ontology annotation, biological process: nucleoside metabolic process.